AAGCUGAUAGAGAGGAGUCCUUACUAUUUCCAGACCCGUAGCUGCAGUGAAAUGGUCUCAGAUCGUACAGUCCAACCUAAACGAGAUGGUGCAAGUGGGAACAAUGGCGACGUCCAAAUUCACAGAGUCUCGCACGUGGGGUGUCAUUUCUUUGGCCUAUCAGACAGUGAAGCAAACAUACCUCACCGGCGAGCAAACACGUGCACUACCACUGAUGUACGUAUAAAUAUCAUUGCCCAUGCUACAACACAUUCCACAUCUUGGGCCCGUGCCACAGUAAAAAUGGCUACCGAUAUGCCAUCGAGUAUUCAUGUCUCCUCGCACCCUUGCGUUCGCGCGAAGCUCAGCCAACUGCGAUCCUCAUCAACAGGCGCGGCGGACACCAAGCGGCUCAUCCAUGAGAUCGCAACGAUAGUAGGCUGUGAAGCUUUAGCACACGGUCUCUCCACGCAAGCUGUUGGCACUGAUGUAUCUCCUCUCGACUACGAGUAUACUGUGGAGGGUACUACGCCGUCACAUGUUAGCAUAGUGCCAAUAUUGCGCUCCGGGCUUAGCAUGGUUGAGGCAGUGCAGUCACUGCUUGCUAUGCCAGCUGUGGUACACCAUCUGGGUAUGUACCGCGAGAAGAGCACGCUUCAACCAGUGGAGUACUACAACAAUUUGCCAUAUCAUAAACCGAACGAUGCGUCGCAGGUUUCCGAGCUGGCCAUAAUUGUCGACCCUAUCAUUGCGACAGGCUCUACGAUGUGUGCGGCGAUCGAGACACUCAGAGACUGGGGAGUACCGCGCAUAAUCGCGAUCGGCGUGCUGGCCUGCGAAGGUGGCCUUCGGAAGGCAGCAGAAGUGUGGCCUGAAGGCGUCGAGCUUUGGGUCGGUGGAAUGGAUGCCGAGACAGACGCGAGAGGCAUGAUAAAGCCUGGGCUUGGUGAUAUAGGGGAUCGACUCUACUUGACUGUCGGCAAAUGAUGGGCAACUUCAUUUGACAUUGGUCGGUGUCCCUGGAGUUGACCAAAUUCGUCCCUCAUGCUGUGCGUGUGAUUAG
Messenger RNA from Baudoinia panamericana UAMH 10762, 1042 nucleotides. RefSeq lists its product as uncharacterized. The transcript is spliced from 2 exons. The record is from RefSeq and is a predicted model, not a curated record. Lineage: Eukaryota; Fungi; Ascomycota; Dothideomycetes; Mycosphaerellales; Teratosphaeriaceae. Bases 283 to 966 code for a protein of 227 amino acids.